Messenger RNA from Cordyceps militaris CM01, 402 nucleotides. RefSeq lists its product as uncharacterized. The transcript has 4 exons. The record is from RefSeq and is a predicted model, not a curated record. NCBI's taxonomy places the organism in Eukaryota, Fungi, Ascomycota, Sordariomycetes, Hypocreales, Cordycipitaceae. The coding region runs from base 1 to 402 and encodes 133 amino acids.
AUGUAUGACCACUCGAUCCCCAAAACUGCCCCACGAUUCCUCCACGAACACAUCUUCGUCUCCUCAAUUUGUCUCGCCCUACCAUUCCCUCUCGACCAACUCUACAUGGAUAGCCUUCAUCUAGAACUCGUUUUCAUUGCGACAUGUGCUUUUCCUCUCGGCAACUCACUACAGAUCCAUUCCAGCGCCAUCGCUACAAGGGCUCACUGUCAGGGCACUCUUCAGCGGCAAUCUCAGUCACACCGCAUGCGCCCGAUUCACAUGGCCGCCCAAGUAAAGUCAGUUAUAGCCGAUUGCCCGGCAGCAUGCCAAUCACUGCCCUCUCUUUGCCGCCCGGCCUACAGACACACACACACACACCCCCACCCCCUCCCUCUCUGGUUCUCCAAUCUCAUGGCAUAA